AUGGAGCUGAAUGAGCAGGGUAUUUCUGAGCCAAAGGAUGACAAAAAUCCUGAGCCAAAAAGAAAGAAUCCCACUAGAAAAGUGAGAGAACCCAAACACACACCAUCCAGACCCACAAAGCAUGCUUCCAAACCACUUUCCAAAAGCCCCAAACAUCAAUCUUCCACCCAAAGAGCUGUUGUAACACCUGCUGUAUCAACAACUGUUGGUACUUCAGUGGUUUCAGCAGGUGUUAGACCAAAAACCACCACCUCAACUACAACCACUGCCCCACCAAACAUUCCAUCACCACCAAGGCAACCAUCACCUCCUGCUAAAAUGCAGAAGACUUCUACUGACACAUCAGUAGUUGUAAUGGCAACAUCGAUUGAAACACCAGUUGUUUCAACUGCUGUUAGUCAGUCACCUAUCACUUCCAUCAUCACCUUUCAAUCGACUAUCACACCAAAAUCAACACCACCUAAAAAACCACCUGCUCAAGAGCAGAAGACAUCUGCUGACACAUUAGUAGCUCUAAUGACAACAGUAGAUGAAACACCUGUUGUCUCAACACCUGUUAGUCAAAACACCACCACUACACUCCAAGUCAUAUUCACUCCAAUUAAAAAACCACCAACAAACACUUCUUCACCAAAUAAAAUUUACACCAGAAAAAGCAAAUUUCAGUCAAAAGAUGAAGAUGUAUCAGCACCCGUUCCUCUUUCAUCUGUACCCUACAAUGUGAUUCCACCACAACCAUUCAUUCCACCAACUCUAGCCAAUCCAAUAAAAGAUCUAAAAAUUCUUGAAGGCUAUAACCCUGCUAAUAUUACUCCAAUAGCUGCAACUUACCCACUGGAAUUGGAAGCUGUAAAGAAUGAAAUGAGACAAUUCUACACAGAGGAUGAUUCUUCAAAAAGAAGAUUUCCUUCUCUCAUAGGCUUCAGAGAUCCAGCAAACAUGGAUGAGUAUCUAAAACUCAAAGCCAGGCAAGCUGAUAUGAGAGCUAGAUUUGAAUGUAAAGAUCAAGGUGACAAAGCUAUUUCUGAAAGAAUGCAAUUCUUGCUCACUAAAGUUAGACAAAUGGAAGACUAUGCAAGAGACCUGAGCAAAGAAAUGUCUAAUCUGCCACCUGAAGCUGACCUACAAAAGGAAAUGAGAAAGGAUUAUCUUGCAUUCAUUAUGAAAGAAAAAUUCUAUCCAGCUAAAGAAGAACAGUUCAGUGAAUGGCCACUCAUUGCUUUAAAGCAUGAGGUGAACAGAAUUGAGAGGAUAAAAAAUGAUCCAGGUAUGAAAAGGUCAGCACCAAACUAG
Helianthus annuus (common sunflower) is the source of this 1293-nucleotide messenger RNA. RefSeq lists its product as uncharacterized. The coding region runs from base 1 to 1293 and encodes 430 amino acids. NCBI's taxonomy places the organism in Eukaryota, Viridiplantae, Streptophyta, Magnoliopsida, Asterales, Asteraceae. The transcript has a single exon. The record is from RefSeq and is a predicted model, not a curated record.